AUGGCGCCGGCCAGAGCAGGAUUCGGCCCUCUGCCGCUGCUCCUGCUGCUGGGGCUGUGGAUGGCCGAGGACCCAGUCGGUGCCAAGCCCAGAAACAUGACCUCAGCUCGGUGGUUUGAAACUCAGCACGUGAAGCCCAGGCCUCAGAGAUGCAACACGGCGAUGCAAAACAUCAACAAGUACUCCAGUCGCUGCAAAGGCCUCAACACCUUCGUGCAUGAAUCCUUCUCCGGUGUGGCCGCCACUUAGACUCCCAGCAUAACCUGCAAGAGAGGCCGUAAAAACUGCCACCGGAGCCAGAAGCCUGUAUCCCUGACCGUGUGUAACCUCACCGCAGGGAGGUACCCAGACUGCAGGUACAAGGAGGAGCAGCUGCACGCUGCUUACAUCGUGGCCUGUGACGCUCCCCAGAAAGGGGACUCCAGGAAAUUCAAGCUGGCUCCUGUCCACCUGGACGAUGUCCUGUAG
Messenger RNA from Eubalaena glacialis (North Atlantic right whale), 468 nucleotides. RefSeq names its product ribonuclease 7-like. Gene Ontology annotation, molecular function: RNA nuclease activity; nucleic acid binding. Gene Ontology annotation, biological process: innate immune response; defense response to Gram-positive bacterium; defense response to fungus. NCBI's taxonomy places the organism in Eukaryota, Metazoa, Chordata, Mammalia, Artiodactyla, Balaenidae. The transcript has a single exon. The record is from RefSeq and is a predicted model, not a curated record.